CAAAGUUUGCAGUUUUCUCGGCGCCGUGCGAUGCGCUCAAAACCUUCUUAGAAUAAUCAGUGGAACGGAAACGGAUAUAAAACGGUUAAAUACUUUAGAUUUGUGAUUUGAAAGUGAACUCUUACUGAGUUGUUGUGUUGUAAAAAUAGUAAAUUUGUGUACUUUAGUUUUACUAUUGUUGUUGUUAAAUAGUUAUACUUUUUUAAUAAUUGUUGGUCGUAGAAAAUACUUGAACGGUUUAAACAAAUAAUUAAGUGUGUUAAAGGCGGAUAAUAUUAUUAAAUUUGCAGUUAAUAAGAUGUUAAUGAUGUGAAAUAUCAGCCAGCGCAACGAGCAAACAUUGCAAAUAUUAAAGGUUCAAGAGGAGCAGAGAAACAUACAUACAUAUAUACUUAUGUAGUAGAGGAAGCGUGCGAAUAUUAUUGUUAUUACUACGAGCGUCUGUAGUAAUCGCCAACACAACAUAUGCAUUCAUACUAUCGCUGCAACACGCCCAUUACGCACCACCCACACCAACUGUUUACAGCGCCCAUUUAAUGCUUUCUCAAACUGCCAACAAACAACAACACCAACACCACUAACAAAAACCACACACUCACUUUCGCUACACUCACUUUUUUUCAAGAAUAUCAUCAUCUGACUGACGCUUCAGUGGUUUAGCUACUUAUGAAGGCAUAACUUCGUUCGUAUUAUUAAGGAUCGAAUAUGGAUCGCAGUAAAAAUAAUAGUUUGGAAUUUGGUAAUAAUACAACAGGGUCGGCUACUGCUGCUGCCGCAAUGUCCGCGCCUUGGGCGAAUAAUAAGGAAUCGUCAGCGCAGCCCAACGACGAUGAUUCGCCGGAAGAUGAUGCUGAUACCGCUACGCCUGCCAAGGUCACCGAUCCGCUGGCGCCAAAACUAGCCAAUAAUGAGCGUGUACUUGUAGUCUCCGUUACCGAACGCAAUCGUGAAACUUGGAGUCAAAAGGCGGAAUUUUUAUUGGCCGUUAUCGGUUUUGCCGUCGAUUUGGGUAAUGUUUGGCGUUUUCCUUACAUUUGCUAUCAGAAUGGUGGCGGUGCUUUCUUGAUACCCUACUGUGUGAUGUUAAUAUUCGGCGGCCUACCACUCUUCUAUAUGGAAUUGGCAUUGGGACAAUUUCAUCGUUGUGGUUGCCUGAGUAUUUGGAAGCGCAUUUGUCCGGCAUUGAAAGGUGUCGGUUACGCCAUUUGCUUAAUUGAUGUUUACAUGGGCAUGUACUAUAAUACGAUAAUUGGCUGGGCCGUCUACUAUCUCUUCGCAUCGUUCACAUCAACGCUGCCAUGGACGUCUUGUAACAAUUCAUGGAACACCAACAGUUGUAUGCCAGUAACGAAUGAAAAUUUCACAGAAAAGGCGACUACACCAGCCAAGGAGUUCUUCGAACGCAUGGUGCUUGAGCAAUACAAAUCGGAUGGCCUCAACUAUAUGGGUCCCAUUAAACCCACGCUGGCGCUGUGUGUCUUCGGCGUAUUUAUUUUGGUAUACUUCUCGCUGUGGAAAGGUGUGCGUAGCGCCGGCAAGGUUGUAUGGGUAACAGCAUUGGCGCCUUAUGUUGUGCUAUUCAUUUUGCUGGUGCGCGGCGUAUCGCUGCCGGGCGCUAUGGAGGGUAUUAGGUAUUAUCUGACGCCAGAGUGGCACAAGUUGCAGAACUCAAAGGUCUGGAUCGAUGCGGCCUCGCAGAUAUUUUUUUCGCUUGGACCCGGUUUUGGCACUUUACUAGCAUUGUCUAGUUACAAUAAAUUCAAUAACAACUGUUAUCGUGAUGCUUUGAUAACUAGCAGUGUUAACUGCUUGACAAGCUUUCUAGCGGGUUUCGUGAUAUUUUCUGUGCUAGGCUACAUGGCGCACGUACAGAAGACUUCCAUCGACAAAGUGGGUCUGGAAGGCCCCGGCCUCGUCUUCAUUGUCUACCCGGAGGCCAUAGCUACAAUGAGCGGCUCGGUAUUUUGGUCCAUUAUAUUCUUUCUCAUGCUCAUCACACUGGGUUUGGAUAGCACAUUUGGCGGUUUGGAGGCUAUGAUCACCGCGCUCUGUGAUGAGUAUCCACGCGCCAUUGGAAGACGUCGUGAAAUUUUUGUGCUGCUCCUCUUGGCUUGCAUCUACUUGUGCGCACUGCCGACUAUGACUUACGGCGGCGUGUUCUUGGUGAACUUCUUGAACGUUUACGGACCCGGUCUAGCCAUAUUAUUUGUCGUAUUCGUGGAAGCAGCGGGAGUCUUUUGGUUUUACGGCGUCGAUCGCUUCUCUGAAGAUGUGGAACAGAUGUUGGGCAUUAAACCAGGCAUUUUCUGGCGCAUCUGUUGGACUUAUAUCAGUCCGGUAUUUUUAUUGGGCAUUUUUAUAUUCUCCAUACUCGGCUAUGAAGAAAUGUUGGGCGAGGAGUACCAAUAUCCCGAAUGGAGCAUUAAAGUCGGCUGGGCCGUCACCUGCUCCUCGGUACUCUGCAUACCGAUGUACAUCAUUUACAAGUUCGUAUUUGCGUCCAAAGGUGAUUGUCGGGCGCGCUAUCGUGACGCCUUUAAAGUGCCACCGCAUUGUGGUUCGGUAUUGCCGGGCCAACAAGGCACCACAGUGUGACAUGA
This is a messenger RNA of Zeugodacus cucurbitae (melon fly), 2600 nucleotides long. RefSeq names its product sodium-dependent serotonin transporter. The record is from RefSeq and is a predicted model, not a curated record. Gene Ontology annotation, biological process: sodium ion transmembrane transport; serotonin uptake. Gene Ontology annotation, cellular component: membrane; neuron projection. The transcript has 9 exons. The coding region runs from base 706 to 2595 and encodes 629 amino acids. Lineage: Eukaryota; Metazoa; Arthropoda; Insecta; Diptera; Tephritidae. Gene Ontology annotation, molecular function: serotonin binding; serotonin:sodium:chloride symporter activity.